Letharia lupina is the source of this 456-nucleotide messenger RNA. RefSeq lists its product as uncharacterized. Gene Ontology annotation, molecular function: small ribosomal subunit rRNA binding; mRNA 5'-UTR binding; structural constituent of ribosome. Gene Ontology annotation, cellular component: cytosolic small ribosomal subunit; ribosome. Lineage: Eukaryota; Fungi; Ascomycota; Lecanoromycetes; Lecanorales; Parmeliaceae. The transcript has 5 exons. Gene Ontology annotation, biological process: translation; maturation of SSU-rRNA from tricistronic rRNA transcript (SSU-rRNA, 5.8S rRNA, LSU-rRNA); ribosomal small subunit assembly. The record is from RefSeq and is a predicted model, not a curated record. Bases 1 to 456 code for a protein of 151 amino acids.
AUGCCUCCCAAGAAGAAGGUAGAGCGUGCUGCCACCGAGAACAUUUCUCUUGGUCCCCAAGUCCGCGAAGGCGAACUUGUCUUCGGUGUCGCCCGUAUCUUCGCAUCCUUCAACGAUACGUUCGUCCAUGUCACCGAUCUCAGUGGCCGUGAAACAAUUAGCAGAGUCACAGGCGGGAUGAAGGUGAAAGCUGAUCGUGACGAGUCUUCGCCCUACGCUGCCAUGUUGGCUGCGCAGGAUGUAGCUACCAGGUGCAAAGAAUUGGGCAUCAAUGCGUUGCAUAUCAAGAUUAGGGCCACUGGAGGCAACGGAACCAAAACCCCCGGCCCAGGUGCUCAGUCUGCUCUUCGUGCACUUGCUCGUUCAGGAAUGAAGAUUGGAAGGAUUGAGGAUGUGACGCCAACGCCUUCGGACUCUACACGUCGUAAGGGCGGUAGGAGAGGUCGUCGUCUAUGA